GGCGACGUGCUCGGCGGUUACAAUAUUCCCGGCGGCACAUUCAUUGGCAUCAACUCCAAAGCCGCGCAGCUAGGCGACGUGUUCGGCGCCGAUGUCGAGGCGUUUCGGCCGGAGCGGUGGCUAGUCGAUGAUGUGGAGAGGGUAACAUUGAUGCGAAGGGACUUGGAGCUGGUGUUUAACUACGGGAGCACCAAGUGCCUUGGAAUGACUGUGGCGUGUAUGGAGAUGAACAAGGUUGUUUUUGAGGUAAGAGGUCGA
Molecule: messenger RNA, 258 nt
Organism: Mytilinidion resinicola
Lineage: Eukaryota; Fungi; Ascomycota; Dothideomycetes; Mytilinidiales; Mytilinidiaceae
Exons: 1
Molecular function (GO): oxidoreductase activity, acting on paired donors, with incorporation or reduction of molecular oxygen; heme binding; monooxygenase activity
Source: RefSeq, a predicted model, not a curated record